Molecule: messenger RNA, 333 nt
Organism: Anopheles nili
Lineage: Eukaryota; Metazoa; Arthropoda; Insecta; Diptera; Culicidae
Gene: Lamtor5
Exons: 5
Coding region: 29-301 (90 amino acids)
Biological process (GO): cellular response to amino acid stimulus; positive regulation of TORC1 signaling
Cellular component (GO): Ragulator complex; cytoplasm; lysosome
Molecular function (GO): guanyl-nucleotide exchange factor activity
Source: RefSeq, a predicted model, not a curated record
AUACGCAAAAAUUAAUUUUCACGGGAAAAUGGAGCAACAAGUAGAACAUGUUUUGGACAAAAUCAUGGAAGUUCCUGGAAACAUUGGAUGUAUCUUAGCAAAUAAUCAAGGUCUUUGUCUAGGAGCCAAAGGUAAUGCAUCGGAGCACUCAGCAGGGAUAAUCGUUGCCAUAUCCGAUCUUGCCUCAACUUUAGAUCCCGGUUGUGGCUCUCCAGUGAUUUCAUUAGAAUCUAAUGAUAAGAUAUGUAUGAUUCAUAAACAUGGAAUCACUGGAGCAAUUUACAAAAUGAAAGGAUCAUAGUCUACCAAAUAAUGCUGUAUUUUUACACUGUC